This is a messenger RNA of Gastrolobium bilobum, 1817 nucleotides long. Its product is annotated as polyadenylate-binding protein RBP47C'-like. The transcript has 6 exons. Gene Ontology annotation, cellular component: cytosol. Gene Ontology annotation, molecular function: mRNA binding. The coding region runs from base 315 to 1571 and encodes 418 amino acids. NCBI's taxonomy places the organism in Eukaryota, Viridiplantae, Streptophyta, Magnoliopsida, Fabales, Fabaceae. The record is from RefSeq and is a predicted model, not a curated record.
AGCAAACCAUAGUAUGACACUAGUGUUAUGCAUAUCCCUCAUUAGUAGAUCCCACGGUUCAUAUCGAAGGCCAUCACCUAAUCCAAUGGUCAAAACGACAACCGCAUUCAUCAUCCCAACAUAAAUCAUCUUCUUAGACCCUUGCCGCGACCUCUCUUUCUCUUUCUUUAAAAAUCCAGAUUCAACUUCUCUCUCCCUCACGCACAAUUUUUUUUUUCUUUAUUUAUUUUUGGUUUUGGCUUUUCAUUUCUGAAUCUGCCAUAGUCAUUACUAGAACGGAACAAAAAAAAAAGUGAUAACAAUUAUACAAGAAGAUGCAAUCAUCGAACGGCUCUGAUUCGCAACCAACGGAGCAGAAUCAGCAACGGCAACAGCAAACGCCACCGCAGCCAGUGGCACUGCCGCAGCAGUGGAUGCCGAUGCAAUACCCAGCGGCGGCCAUGGUAAUGCAGCAUCACAUGUUGCCGCCUCAACAUUACGCGCCGCCGCCACCGCAGCCCUACCUGCCUUACCACCAAUACCAGCAGCAGGUGCCGCACGUGCCUCAUCAGCAUCAGGGAUCCAGCGCCGAGAACAAGACGAUUUGGGUCGGCGAUUUGCAUCAUUGGAUGGAUGAAAAUUAUCUCCACCGCUGUUUCGCUUCCACCGGCGAGAUUUCCUCCAUUAAGGUUAUUCGCAAUAAGCAGACUGGUCUAUCAGAGGGUUAUGGAUUUGUGGAAUUCUAUUCACAUGGGACAGCUGAGAAAGUCUUACAGAAUUUUGCUGGAAUUGUGAUGCCUAACACGGAGCAACCUUUCCGCCUGAACUGGGCUACAUUUAGCACAGGAGACAAGCGUUCAGAUAAUGUUCCUGAUCUUUCUAUUUUUGUAGGAGAUUUAGCUGCAGAUGUUACGGAUAGCAUGUUGCAUGAAACUUUUUCUAGUAGAUACCCUUCUGUUAAAGCUGCAAAAGUUGUUUUUGAUGCCAAUACUGGCCGUUCAAAGGGUUAUGGUUUCGUCAGGUUUGGAGAUGAUAAUGAGAGGUCUCAGGCUAUGACUGAAAUGAAUGGUGUGUACUGCUCUAGCAGGCCCAUGCGUAUCGGUGCUGCAACUCCUAGGAAAUCGUCUGGCUAUCAACAAGGAGGCCAGUCAAAUGGCACAUCCAGCCAAUCUGAAGCUGAUUCUACAAACACAACUAUAUUUGUUGGAGGACUUGACCCUAAUGUUUCAGCUGAAGAUCUUAGGCAGCCAUUUUCCCAGUAUGGUGAGAUAGUGUCUGUUAAGAUACCAGUUGGAAAAGGAUGUGGUUUUGUACAAUUUGCAAACAGAAAUAAUGCUGAAGAGGCGUUGCAAAAGUUAAAUGGUACAAUGAUUGGCAAGCAAACAGUUCGUCUUUCUUGGGGUCGCAAUCCAGCAAAUAAGCAGCAGCUUAGAAUGGACUUCGGCAAUCCUUGGAGUGGAGCGUAUUAUGGUGGGCCUGUUUAUGAUGGUUAUGGAUAUGCUUUGCCACCUUCUCAUGACCCGAGCAUAUAUGCUGCUGCUGCUUAUGGGGCUUACCCUGUUUAUGGAGGCCACCAACAACAAGUAAGCUGAAUGAGGUGCAGUGCAGGAGUAGCAGCUAUCACAACAGCAGCACGCCUUGAACGAGCAAAUUGACUUCUUUCCCUUGUAACUUGCAUGAUCUGUUGAAUUCUGAAGAUUCCCUCCUAAUUGUGGAGUGGAGUUGAAUUUUGACAACCUGGGGUAGCACUGUAGAAAUUCAAUUUAUCAUUCGUUUAGACUCGUAGGAGAAAUGAGUAACUUAAAACUUGUUCACUGAAAUAAUUAUAUUAAGUAUGC